Prunus armeniaca (apricot) is the source of this 708-nucleotide messenger RNA. Lineage: Eukaryota; Viridiplantae; Streptophyta; Magnoliopsida; Rosales; Rosaceae. The record is from the annotation of a GenBank genome assembly.
AUGGAAAUUAAUAAAAUCCAUUGGGUUAAGGACAUGACCCUUGGGUUUAAAGACAUAUUCAAUUGGGGGGUGACAACUCUUCGAACUAAGGAAUACAUUGUUUGGGGUGAUAACUCUUCAAGACCAAGGGAUGUAUUGUUUGCCUUUUCAGAUUGGGAUACCUUUUUGGAAAGGUGUAGUGCUUCUUUCAUAAGGAGGAGAGCGUUGUAUCCUGGGAGGCGAACGCUAGUGAACCAUAAGCACCAGUGUGGGGCAGUGCUGGCUCCUUACAUAUGGUUUGGGAUCUUUUGGGAAGUUUUGAAGCUAUGGAUGGAGGGGUUUAAGAUUAUUGUUGUUGAUGUCCCUCUAUUGUUCGAGGCCAAGAUGGACAAAUGGACAAAGCCCAUUGUUUUGGUAUGGGUUGAUUCUGAAACACAGCUCCAGAGACUCAUGUUGAGGGACAGUACAAGUGAGGAUGAUGCUCAGAACAAGAUAAAUGCUCAGAUGUCACUUGAUUUGAAAAAGACCAAGGCAGACCUAGUGAUUGAUAAUACUGGUUCACUGAAGGAUUUAAGAGAACAGUUUCGCAGUAUCUUAGUUAUCGUCACGAAGCCCUUGACGUGGACUGAAUUCGGGUUCUCUAGACGAGGUGUCGCGUUGUUUCUUCUCUCCAUUGUUGUAGGUGUUUUAAUGUAUUUUCAGAGAAGUUUAUAUGCUAGUAGUUUAUAG